Messenger RNA from Haplochromis burtoni (Burton's mouthbrooder), 2410 nucleotides. RefSeq lists its product as uncharacterized. Gene Ontology annotation, biological process: DNA integration. Gene Ontology annotation, molecular function: RNA-DNA hybrid ribonuclease activity; nucleic acid binding. The transcript has a single exon. Bases 33 to 2090 code for a protein of 685 amino acids. Lineage: Eukaryota; Metazoa; Chordata; Actinopteri; Cichliformes; Cichlidae. The record is from RefSeq and is a predicted model, not a curated record.
AGAAAAAGGAAAACAAAGAUGGAGCUAAGAAGAUGCUGGUGGCGCAGCCACAGGGUGAUCCGGGGCAACAGUACAGAUACACACGGUUGCCACAAGGGUUUGCACUCUCCCCGGGCAUUUUCAACCAAGUGUUGAAAGAAGCUCUAUCGCUAUGCCACCUACCAGAGGGGUGUUCACUGGUGCAAUAUGUUGAUGAUUUGCUCAUUGCGGCUCCGUCUGCUUCGGCCUGUACGGCAGCCUCACUUACCAUACUGAAGAGACUCGCUGAGUGCGGGUUCAAAGUCAGUAAAGAAAAGUUGCAGUUGGUCCGACCAGAAGUAACAUUUCUGGGCCGUGUCAUUGCUCACAAAUCAGUGGGUUUGCUAAACACCCAUCGCGAUCAGAUUUUGACACAUCCAAAACCGCGUACGGUUAAGGAGUUGUUCUCAUUCUUAGGUUUAACAGGAUACAGCUGUCACUUCAUUCCAAAUUAUGCAGGGAAAACAGCCCUUUUGAGGGAUCUGGUGAAAACGGUGGGUGUCCGUAACCUGAAGGCUGAACUGCCAUGGACAUCGGCCACUGAGUCGGCGUUUAUCGCAUUGAAACAGGACUUGUCAAGAUCGGCUGAUCUUGCCAUCCCUAAUUAUGAUGAACCCUUCUAUCUUGAUGUUUCAGAAACACACGGGAUAGUUAAUGGGGUGUUGUUUCAGAAAAAAGGGGGAGGGAGAGAUGUACUUAUGUACGUCAGCGUCAGACUGAAUCCAUUAGAGACAAGGCACCCGGGAUGCACACAGCAUGCCAUUGGGGUGUCAAAGAUUAUACAAAAGACAGCACAUAUAGUGAGGGACCAUCCGUUGAAGGUGCUGACCACCCACAGUGUGGUGGCAUAUGUUAACUCACAAGCCUUCACCAUGACACCACUCACACAACAGAGAGUGUGUAAAGUUUUAGACGCUCCCAACUUGACCUUCACACAUGAAGGAAUCAAUAUGGCAGAUUUAAUGGGGUCAGGAGAGCCGCACGACUGUGCAAAGAGAGCUGAAGUCGACGAGAAGAAAAGAGAAGAAUUGAAAGCGGAACCUGUACUGGGAGUUGAAGAUUGGUUCACGGAUGGAUGCUGCUACAGAGAUGAGGAAGGAUUGAAAGCAGGCUACGCGGUAGUUUGCAGAAAAGGGGCUGAAUUUGAAGUGAAGGAGGCUGGAAGACUUGAAGGGCAGCAGUCAGCCCAAAGAGCAGAAGUAAUUGCUCUAAGUCGAGCUCUGAGACUUGCAAAAGGAAAAAGAGUCAACAUUUACACGGACUCAGCUUAUGCCUUUGGAGCAGCUCACGUGGAGCUGGCCCAAUGGAGAAGAGCAGGAUUCAGGACAGCAGAUAAUGCACCAAUCUGCCACAAGAAGGAAAUGGAGGAACUUGAGCAGGCCUUGGGAGAUCCAGAGGAGGUGAGCAUCAUAAAAUGCAAAGGUCACUCCUCAGGGACCGGUAUGGUGGCUAGGGGAAAUCAGGAAGCUGAUCGAGUGGCCAAGGAGGCUGCAGGAUAUGGAGCAUCGAGGCAGAUGGUGCAAAUAACCGUGGAGGAAGAAGUAGGAGUCAACAUGCUAGAGGAGGCCAGGAAGGCCCAAGAGGAGGCGGCCCCGGAAGAGAAGGGGGUCUGGAAGAGUCGAGCCUGGGAAGAAGGAGGUCUCUGGCGAGGACCUGACGGACGACCAGUGUUGACGGCCAACCUGGAAAAACAGAAGAUUGCCGAAACGCAUGGGCUUGGCCAUGUAGGUGUGGCCCAGAUGGGGAGACAUCUGUGCCAUUGGUGGCAUCCCUUUUUGAAGGAUAUGAUCAAGGAGAAAGCCAGGACGUGUCUGAUCUGUGGGAGGCACAAUCCAAAGCCAGUAAUUAAGCCAGAGGCAGGAAAAUUUCCCAUCCCAGAGAGACCAGGUGAAGAGAUUGUGAUCGACUUCACUGACAUGAUUGAUCCAGGGCCAGGAGAAGUUCGAUAUCUACUGGUAAGUGUAGAUGCUCUGACGGGAUGGCCCGAAGCGUGGCCAACAAAGAGGGAGGAUGCAAAAAGUGUGAUUAAGUGUUUAAUCAAUCAUUACAUCCUGGUGGCAUGGUUUUCCUAAGAGAAUUAGGUCAGACAAUGGGACUCAUUUCAAAAACAAAGAUUUGGCAGAGGUAGAACAGAAGCUGGGGUUGCAACACAGAUUUGGCACUGUAUAUCACCCCCAGUCACAGGGGAAAGUAGAAUGAAUGAAUCUAAACCUGAAGAAUAAAAUUGCUAAAAUUUCUGCUCAGACUGGGCUAAAUUGGGUUGCAGCCCUGCCAAUUGCAUUGAUGAUAAUAAGAUGUUGUGUUAAUCAAUCCACAGGUUUCACACCAUAUGAGCUGUUGACAGGACGACAGUUUCCAGGUCCUUGGACAACAGUCCCGGCGGAAGAAAGUA